CCUCCGCAGAGCCUUCGGCCAUUACCGAAUGCGCCGAUGAGCGCGAGGUCUGGCCUCUUUUUCUCUCGAUCAUACGCUGCCGCGGCUUCUCCGACGAGAAAUCCAUGAAUCAAUUGAUGAAAUUUGCUGUAUUUGGUCCUCAGAAGACUUCUUCAUGUUCUUCUCUGGGAGCCGUCUCUUUGUUCCACUCUACUUCCGUCUGCGAGCGAAAGAGGAGGACACGAUGGGAUUCCGCAUUCGGCAACUUUAGUUCAAGGAGAUUCAAUAACUAUUCAAAGAGAAUGAGAAAGAUGGAAUCAAAAAGAACAUUGUUAUGUAAUAUAUCCAAUUAUGCAGAGCACCUUUUUCAGAGCUGGAGAGAUGAUCAAUAUAAUUGGUUCCAAAAACAAUAUGGGUCUAAGGGAGCGAACAAGGAUGGUUCUGCUGCUUUUAGGUGGGGAACCUACAGGAACAAAAGGAAAGGAGGCAUUGAAUUUUGCACUAGUGAUGAUGAUGAUGAUGCUGAGACCAUAUUCCGCUCAGCAUUUGGAGGCGAGGGGUUCUUCCAUUGGUCUUUCACCAACACUGAGAAUUUUAGUCGGAGAAAUUCGUCCAACAGUGGUAAUUGGAGAUUCUCAUGGGAAUGGAGUUAUCAAACAGAUGAUGAGAAUGAAACAGAUGGUGAAAUUAGCACUCAAGUUCCAGAGUUAGCUUCUGAGCGACGAGUUCUUGGGUUGAGUCCUUCUGGUCCUCUUAAAAUUGAAGAAGUUAAAAGCGCAUAUCGAGCCUGUGCUCUAAGGUGGCAUCCUGAUCGACACCAAGGUUCUUCUAAGGUAGCAGCAGAGGAGAGAUUCAAGCGUUGCAGCAACGCAUACAAGUUACUGUGUGAUAACUUAACUGCAAGCUAAACUGAAAGCCGGGGAAAUGGGAUAAAAUUUGUUAUCUAGUGAUGUUGUCUCAAUGAUUCAAGUUAAGCGAUGCUAGCUCCAGAGCUCCUAGCAUCAGAGCUCAUCGAGCGACCAUUUGUUAUGUUAAUUUUAUGCGGUUUGGUCCCUUCCAAGAGAUAUGUAUACUUUUAUGAAAUAACAAUAUGGUGAAAUUUCAGUAUUGUUCAAUACAUCAACAAAAGAAAGGCAGUACCGAAGCCUUUGAAUCUUUUUUUCUGUAACUGAUAUCAUUCUAUGAGACAAGCUCCAGACAUUAUUUA
Messenger RNA from Dioscorea cayenensis subsp. rotundata (Guinea yam), 1186 nucleotides. RefSeq lists its product as uncharacterized. The transcript is spliced from 7 exons. The record is from RefSeq and is a predicted model, not a curated record. NCBI's taxonomy places the organism in Eukaryota, Viridiplantae, Streptophyta, Magnoliopsida, Dioscoreales, Dioscoreaceae. Bases 105 to 887 code for a protein of 260 amino acids.